UGUGCCCCUAACCCCGCGCGCAGACCGUGCCAUGGCCGCUCCGUGGCAGCUGCAGGCCCUUCUCUUCGCCGUCAACACACUGCUGCGCAAGCGCCGCUACCAUGCUGCGCUGGCCAUGCUCAAGGGUUUCCGGAACGGGGUUGUGUGAGUGGGGCGGUCGCGCGGGGUCGGGACUGAGGAACGGGCCUGGCUGGGAUCCGAGGCUCUGGUUGAAGGCUCGGUCCCGCUUCAUUGUGUGCUCUUGGGCAGCCUUUGUGUGUGUUUAGGUCUCAGUGUCCACUUUCUGCUCACUGGGUGCAGAAUUUUGGGUUCCAAACGCCUCCCCAGCUUUGAGCUGUGACCCCCACUCUGGGUACUUGCUUUGAUCGCCUUCCAUGUCAGUCCUUCUCUUCCCCGAUUUGGACCUAGUUCACCUCCCCCUCGUUGUGUGCCCGUGGGCCUCUGUGGUCUCAAUGACCCCAUCUGUCUCCUGCCUAUACUUCCCCAUUAAACUGCCCCAUGGGUUUGCAAGUCGCUUCUCAUGCCUCAUCUGUAUGACUCCAGUGCUCAGUCCUCAGAUGGCACAGGGACUCCUGGGUCCUGAGCCUCAGGAGUUACAAUGGAUGUAAGAGAAGUUGCAAAUGUUUGCUCCUGCCCUGGCCAUCAGAUCUGGAAGAGGUCUCGGGGUAUUAGUACUUAGAGGAGAGCUCAGCCUCCUUUAAACCUCAAGCAUAAGAGUUACCAUUUAUUGAAGGCCUACUCUGCCAGAUACUGGGGACACAGCAGAGAACUAACCGAAGAUCUGUGUUCUCCUGGAAUUGAGUCCUAGUGGCAGUAGGGCAUGGUGGUGAGGAUAUGGACUCUGGAGCCCGAUUGCCUCAGUUUGAAUCCUGGUGCCACCAGCCUGUGUAAUCCCAGAGGAGGUCACGGUGAUGUUUUGAAGGCUACGCUGGAAAUUGCCAGGAGCAGGAGAGCAUUCCAGGCAGAGGAAAUGGCUUGAGCAAAGACCUGGAGGUGGAAAACAAAAUGCCGUUUGUGAAGAAAAGCCAUCCAUUUAGGGUGGCUCCUAGCUAUGGAAUAAAAAUCCGGGCCCCUCACGCGCUGGUCAUGACCUUUCUCUUUCGGAGUGGCAGCCUCCGGGAGAAGCUGCGGGCCAUUCUGCAGGCCACAUAUACGCACUCCCGGAAACUGGCCUGCUUCGUGUUCGCUUACAAGGGGCUCUGCACCCUGCAGUCCCGCAUGCAGGGUGAGACCCGCCAGUUGCACUCAUUCCUAGCUGCCUUCAUCGGGGGCUGGCUGGUGUUUGGAGAAAACAGUAACAUCAACAGCCAGAUCAACAUGUACCUGACAUCGCGUGUCCUGUUUGCCCUGUGCCGCCUGGGUGUGGAGAAGGGCUACAUCCCUCAACCCAGGUGGGACCCAUUCCCGGUGCUCACGGCAGUGGUGUGGGGGUUGGUGCUGUGGCUCUUUGAGUACCACCGGCUCACGCUGCAGCCCUCCCUGCAGUCCUCCAUGACCUACCUGUAUGAGGACAGCAAUGUGUGGCACGACAUCUCAGACUUUCUCAUCUACAACAAGAGCCGCUCCUCCGAGUGAUUUGGCCCCGAGGGGCUAUCGGGACUGCCACAUCUGAGUCGGCUCCAGGUGAUGUCUGGCUGUGGCUUGAGGUUUGGCUGUAUCAGCAAACCCUCCCAGAGGAUCCUGCCUCUCCGUGGGCUUCGGCUUCUAACCUUUGUUAUCCCAGGGUUCCAUUCGCCAAAGUAAAAGCACUGAUUUUCACCUCCCACCUAGGUACUCUUCAAUGGUGGAACAAAUGCCCAAAUCAGGCUGAGGAGCCCUGGGCCUCAGGGGUCAUAGAGCUCAGAGGAGAGGCCCGGAGGUCUCUUUCUGCUGGGUAUGUUCUUUGUUCUUCUUAUGUAGCAAAGGGCUCUUUGCUGGCAGGCAGUGGAUUGCAAAUCCUUUUUUUUAUAAAAAAAUAUUAUGUUCCGUAUCUCAGGUUUUCUAUUGGAGAAGCUCUAGAGUCCAAUAGAAACACAACGUGAGCCUUCUAUGUAAUUAAAAUUUUUCUAGUAGCCACAUUUUAAAAAAUGAAGAGACAGGUGAAAUUAAUUUUAAUGAUAUUUCUAACCUAAUGUUUCCCAAAGCUUAUCAUUUCAACAUGUAAUUAAUAUAAAAAUUAAUGAGCUAUUUUAUAUUUUUAUUGGUACUAAGUCUUCAAAACUGGGAGAAUAUUUUAUACUUACAGCACAUCUCAGUCAGGACUGGCCACAUUUCAAGUGCUUGGUAACCACACAUGGUUGAUGGCUACCAUAUUGGAUAGUGCAGAUAAAUAACACUUCCAUCCUUGUAGAAAAUUCUAGUGGACAGUGCAAAUUGAGAGCUAGAAGACCUGGGUUGGAGUCCCUACUCCACCACAGUAUAACCUUAGAUGAGGUUCUUAAACUCUCAGAGCUUCAGUUGCCUAUAAAAUGAGGAAAAUCAUAAUAAUACCUGGCUUCCACAGUGGACUUGAGCAACUGCAACUGCUGCUACUACUACUUCCUCUUGGUUGCUUUGCACAUAGUAUUUCUAAUCCAUACAAGGAUCUUGCAGGUAUAUUUUGAUUUCCAUUUUAUAGAUGUGGAAACUGAGGAUUGGAGAGGGGAGGCACCUUGCCCCAGGUCACACAGCUAGUAUGAUAGCCAAAGCAGGGUUUAAACCCAAAUCUAUCUGAUUUCAAAGCCCAGGAGUUUUUUUCUUCAGUGCCUUGCUUUAAAUUUAGAAACCUAAGCUCUGCUUUACAAAUGUUUGCUAGUUAUAGGAUCUGGGUGGAAGGGUGGGGAGCAAACUCAAAUAAUCACAGGAGCCUGGCAAGUGGCAUAAAUGAAAAUGGCAGUGCAGUAGGGAAUGGUGGGAAUAUGGUGAACUGGAUUUGAUUUUUUUUUAAAAAAAGCUCCCUUCUGGACAAAUCAAAUAGGUCUCUGGAAAGAUUUGGCCUAUGGGCCAUGAAUUUGAGACCUUUGGACUAGUAGAAAUACUUCUAUUAAUGUGGUUACCCCAUCAGUUUCUCUUUAGAUUUUAGAGUUACUAGUCGAAAUGUGCAUCUGCACAUGAGUUACUGAGGAUCUUAUUAAAAUGCAGAUUCUGGUUGAGUGAGUCUGGGAUGGGGCCUGAGAUUCUGAAUCCCAGGUGAGGCUGCUGCUGCUGCUGCUGAUCUGUGGACCACACUUUGAGUAGCAAGAUAGUAGAGAAUGAUUUGGGGCCAGGCACUGUUAUUAUCCCAUAUGACAAAUGAGGAAACUGAGUCACAGAGCUGUUAGGUAAUCCAGGUGGGAUUAUAUCUGACUCUAAAACCAGUGUUCUCAGCCAUAAUAGUACACUGCAAGCUUGGAGAAGGUAAUUUUGAAGGUCCUUUAACUCACUCUUUAGAGGCUGAACAAGGAAGUUGGCCCACGCCAAGUUGGGUUUUAGAGCAGACGCUGUGGUGCACCAGUGUAUUUUUCCACUGCCACACUAUGUGUCUGCCUGAGGGCUCUCGCUUGCCACUGGUGCCCACUCUCCCACCCUGUGGCAGACCUGAUGUGCUGGGGUAUUAACACAUCCUGGGAGCCAGCCCUCAACCAACGACUGACAGGAGUAGGGAUAGAUACCCCCACCUCCUGGCUGCGAUAACUCAGGGGUGCGUGUUCUUCUCUGGCUCUCAGAUGCUCCGGCAGAUUGAGCUCUGGCUACCACACAGUGGUAACUUGCUUGAUGACACCCUUCCCUGUCUCACAUCCUCACUCCACUGCCAACACUUACUGCUACAACUCAUACAAACCAACCUCACUCAAAUCCUUGUCUCGGGGUCUGCUAUGGGAAGUACCCAAAAUAAGAUUGGUCUGUGGUACUGCAGGUUUGCAGGUAGUAUAAAAUGGUGGUGAAGGACAGACUUUGGAGACAGACUACCUGGGCUCGAGCCCUGUCCUGGUUACUUCCUUAGGCAAGUGACAAGAGGCCAGUCUGUGCCUUUGUUUCCUCAUCUGUAAAAUAGGAGUUUGAAUCGUGCACACCUCUCAGGGUGGUCUUGAGGAUUAAACCAUAUGAUGCAUGUAAAGUGAUUACCCACAUGAACACUCAAUAAAUGUUUGCUGUUAUUUAAAAUAAAUUAUCCAAACGUGGAAAGAAACCUGGUCAUGAGAACUGCCUGAAGCCUGUGUUUAGCCUGUCCUGCCCCUCAGGCUGAAGGUAAAGCCUUGGCUGCUUGCCCUUCUGACAUCCCGCCACUGCUGCUGGGGGCUGGCCGGCUCCACCACCGACUGUCUCUGCUCUCUAAGAAUAGGUUUCCCUCACAGAUGGCAUCUCUCUGAAUCCUGCCAGAGCAUCUGGUGGCUCCAACUGCACUCCAGGGAGGAAGGCGGUGUGGUCCUUGCUGAGGAGCAGAGCUUCCAGCAGACUUGGGGGGAGUCCCACCCAGCUCCUUCCUAGAUGAGCCACUUCUCCUGAUAUCUGUAAAAUGGGGAUCACCAGAGGGCCCUUGGUCCACAGUAGGCGCAUCAUGAAUGCUAAUUCUGGAAGCAGGACAGAGGUUUAACAUGUAUUCAUUAAGCAAACACCUGCUACAUUGCAGCUAAGUCUUCUGACAUGCAAGACUAAAAAAUAUUUUUAGAUCAAGAACACAUACUGAUAGUACAAAACUCUAACCAUAUAAAAAGUAUAUAACAGGGAAAAUUCAGGUUCCCUCUCACACCCAAACGCCAGCCCCAAUCCCCCUUCUCUGCCAGGCUGCCCACUGUGAGCCUUUUCCUGUACAGUCUUCCUGAGAUACUCUAUGCACAGUCACCAUCUUUGUUUCAUAAGAAACUUUCACAUUGCACUGUCAUCCCAACUCUCGGCAGCCCCUCCUUGUCCUCUGCAUGGUUGGUUUCUCUUGGAUCAGUAGUCUGGUAUAAAAGUCAAUCCUCUCUUCCAGUGGGUACCCCGUUUCCUGCAUAUCUUGGGCAGGUCCUUUCUGUGAUCCGCAUGGGGCUGCACUUGAUGCCCUGAGCCUUUCGGUAAAGGACACCUGCUGAACGCCAAGCGAAAGGGGAAGGAUGAAAACGAAGUUAAUUUGGGGCCCUUCUGCCACUCAGUUCCCAAAUUAGAGAUUGUUAAGUGAGCCCAGGCAGAGCUGUGAUUCAGAGGCUAAGACGCCAAGAAACUGCCUCCCCUGGUGCUCGCAGCCCCGGCCUCACAUCCCAGGCUCCAGGAAGGGGCCUGGAGAUGGCGUUUCUUUCCACAUUGAGUGUUUCUCUUGCUUUCUGAGUGCAUUUUAGGUUUAUAAGAUCCUAAAGCACAGCAUGGUGCCGUCCUCCAGUGAACCCCUGGUCAACACAGUCUGUGACUUUGAAUGUCUUGUUUUGUAGAUUCAUAGGGAGAGAGCAUGACUGUCUCGUUCCAUUCUCAGGGAGAGAGGGUGUUCUGGUUUGCUAAUGCUGCCGGAAUGCAAAACACCAGAGAUGGAUUGGCUUUUAUAAAAGGGGGUUUAUUUGGUUACACAGUUACAGUC
Molecule: messenger RNA, 5485 nt
Organism: Choloepus didactylus (southern two-toed sloth)
Lineage: Eukaryota; Metazoa; Chordata; Mammalia; Pilosa; Megalonychidae
Gene: PXMP4
Product: peroxisomal membrane protein 4
Exons: 5
Coding region: 1006-1575 (189 amino acids)
Cellular component (GO): peroxisomal membrane
Source: RefSeq, a predicted model, not a curated record